Molecule: messenger RNA, 966 nt
Organism: Anopheles merus
Lineage: Eukaryota; Metazoa; Arthropoda; Insecta; Diptera; Culicidae
Product: spondin-2-like
Exons: 3
Coding region: 62-658 (198 amino acids)
Biological process (GO): cell adhesion
Cellular component (GO): extracellular matrix
Source: RefSeq, a predicted model, not a curated record
GAGACGGGACAAGUAGCUUUAUUGGAAGAAACUUUGGAAGUUCAACAGGAUUUUUUAUUCGAUGAAUUUCGACUACCAAAAAUUCGCAAAGCUAUGCUUCAAAGGACGAUGGCUUGAAAAGGUAACGAUACCGCUGCAUCCGCUCGACGCAGGUAGUAGCAGUGGAUUAACUUUUACCUCACCAAAAUGGCCUACCAAUCCAAGGGGUGUAGUUCAACAAAUCACUUCCAGAUCACCUCUCCAUUUCGCAAGCAGCUUUUUCUAUCCUGAAAUCAAACACCUUCCACCGAUAGCUCAUGUUACAUUUACUAAGAUCAAAGUAUACAACAAUCACAACAACGUGCACAAAAUGGUGAAGAAACUCAAAUAUAAGCACCGUACGAAAUUACUUAAAAAACUUAAAUACCAGUCAAACGUUGGAAACACUGAACAUAUGAAUCAUACCAAUAAAACUCUCACUGAUACAGAUUGUCGGGUUAGCGAGUGGUCGGCCUGGAGUCCUUGCAGCAAGACAUGUGGCCUUGGUAAAAGAAAUCGUACACGUAACAUUAUACGAGAACAGCAUCUUGGUGGAGUUGAAUGUCCGGUGUUAGUCGAAACACAGUGGUGUGGCUCGGCUCGCCAGUGUUCAGUGUUGGACAGCUACUUUAAAUGGUGAAGGUUGAAAAUAAUUAAUUGUAUUGGAACUACAAACACAACGUGCAUAGUGUAGUAUGGUUACAUUUAAAAUGCAGCAUAAAUUGGUUUAGAAGGCAAAUUUGAUGUAUGUAAGAAAUACUUGUCGACCAAUCAGUUACCAUUCUGGUUUUGAACAAAUAUAGUUCACUCAAAAAUAAAACAACCUGUGUUAUAUUUGGGAUAGCUUGGCUACCCAGCUGCAUACAUCACUCACUAAAAUGAGGCAGUACAUAGGGUACAGGGUUUCACACUUUAUCUCAAGACCGCGGGACCCCUUCCCGAAUUUUU